This is a messenger RNA of Cervus elaphus (red deer), 7413 nucleotides long. RefSeq names its product piezo-type mechanosensitive ion channel component 2-like. The transcript is spliced from 48 exons. Bases 1 to 7413 code for a protein of 2470 amino acids. NCBI's taxonomy places the organism in Eukaryota, Metazoa, Chordata, Mammalia, Artiodactyla, Cervidae. The record is from RefSeq and is a predicted model, not a curated record.
AUGCAGCCGUCGCAGGGCGGCCCGGAGCCCAUGGCCUCAGAGGUGAUGUCCAGGCUUCUCUUCCGGGUCCUGCUGCCGUGUUCCCUGCUCUCAGCUGUUUUAUCCAGGUACAAUGGCUUCUCAGUGGUCUACCUGGUGUUUCUUCUGCUCAGCCCACUGCUGGGGGCACCUUCGGCUGGUUGCAUGAGAGGGAGCACCAAGCUCUUCCUGCGAGCCGUGUGGGCCACCAGUGUCCUCUUCCUACUGCUGCAGGGUGCUCUACAGGUUGCCUUUGUCUCCCUGGGACCCGAAGGUGCUGUUUGGGAGGAGGCCAUCCAGCAUCUGGGGGUUGUCAGGUUCAGCCGGGUGGAUGCGAUGGACAUUGUGCGCCUCCUGGCCCCGGACAUUGGGAUGGCACUUGUGGGCCUGGUCACCGCCAGGCUGGGCCGUGAGCUGGCGAGGCCUCCUGGGACCACAGCACCUUCCCCUUUCGAUACCACGGACCACGAGGAGGACGAGACGGCGGGAGAGAGAGACAGCAUGGAGCAUUAUGAGAGCGAUAUUGAGGGCGAUGUCCCUUGCUGGUGCUCUGAGCUCAGUGACGAGAAGGCUACGGAGGCCGAGGGGACAAGAGAGGAGUGGGUCCUGAAAGUUGCUGCCUUCACUUCAGGCUUGAAAGCUGUCUUGGAGCCCUUUUUCCCUGCUGCAUGGAAGGUCCUGGUGACCCUUCUGCUGGGUGCAGCAGGGAUGAUCUCCCCUUCCAUGACCUCGGCCGUGUACUUUGGGGCCUUCCUGGGCCUGGGCUCCUGGUGGGCGUGCGGCCAGGCUCUGAGCACCGUGGCCUUCAGCACCCUGUGUGUCUUCAUGGCCAUCUUCACCACCGGCCACCUGGGGGGCCUGUACCUUUACCAGCUACCCUUCUUCCAGAACUGCGUGCCUCCCGACGACAUUUACGCCAGGCUGCUGGGGAUGACCGCCCUCAUCAGGACCAACCACACAGAGGUCUGGAAGCUGCACCUCCAUCCCGGUCUCAGCUGGCCAGAAAUGGUAAACCCCCUGAUCCUCUUGCUGUCCUACUACACACUGGUUCUCCUGCUGCAACAGCAGGCCCUGCAGUCUGGGAAGCCAGAAGAGAGGGAGGCAGUCCCUACGAGGUCGCCAAGCCGAGGUGAGCACCAGGAGCUGCGCUCUGUACUGUGGACCUCAGGCAGUGAGGAGGAACAGGUGACGCCCCUCCCAGGUGGGAGCUGGCAGGACCUCCCCCUUCUGCAUGGAGCCCCAGGACAAUGCCUGGACCUGGACCCACCAGCAUCCUUUGUGUCGGAAAAGAGUCAGACAAGCUCAGGACAUGCUGCCUCCGCCACUCCUACAGAGUCGGGGCUCAGCUGCGCCUCGGUCUUGGGCUACCUCGCCAUAAGGCAUAGCCAUGUCCCCGCACUGAUCACCAUGAUGGUGUGGAGCAUCUGCUUCACAGGCUGGCCAGGCUGCUUGUUGCUGCUCUGGGCCUGUGUCAUCUGGAUGGCCCGGGAUCCCUGCCGCCUGGCCCUGAGAAGUGCACCCUUCCUGGUCGGCUACGCCAACAUCCUGAUCGUCCUCAGUUUCGUGGCGGGCCUCCGUGUGUCCCGAGAGGAGCUGUUCCCCGGGGCCCCGGGCUGGCUCCUCGCUGACCUGGACCUGAAACCCUACCUGCAGCCAUGUCUCCACCUGGGUGCCAAGAGUCUCUGUGCGUCUGUGUUCUGGCUGCUGCUGCGGCUGCAGGUCUCCAAGAGUCGGAGGCCGGCGGAGGAGGAGGCCUGGAGGGGGGACCUCGGGGACGUGAGCGGGCCUGGCAGCGUCCUGCUGAGCGUUCCUGCCACCAUCCUCAAGAGUCUCCUAGUCGAGUACUGGGUCUGCCUUGGUGCCGCCCUGCUCUUUGCUGUCAGCUUUGCCGGCAAAGUGGUGGUAUACAGGGUUGUCUACAUCCUCCUCUUCCUGUUCUGGGUGGCCUGGUACCAGAUACACACUAAUUCCUGGAGAAGGAGCUCCAAGUGCUUCUGGAUGCUCGUGGUCUCUUACUCCGUGGUGGUCCUUUUCGCUGUCUACACUUUCCAGUUUCAAGCUGUUUCUGGAUUUUUCAAUGAAACCCUAGGACUGUCUGAAGAGGGGCUCCGAGACCUGGGCCUGCAGCGGUUCCACGUGGCCAUGCUGUUUGCUGAGCUCCUGUUGCCCGCCGCGCUGCUCCUGGCAGGCAUCCUCCACUGUCGUUGUUGUAAUGAAGACCUCAGGAAGACCACCGGCUCCGUUACCUGGGAGGGCUCAUCUGACAGAUUAAGACGCAGCGGGGAAGAGGACGCCACUCAGAACUGUGCCGACAAAGCCAGCAGUUCCGAAUGGAAGGCGGAGGAGUCUGGAAGGCUGGGGAGGAAGGUGCCAGCAGAGGAGGAAACGAGUGAUUGGGACUUGGCAGUUGACAAGCUGACUGCUGGCUUUCAGAAGUUUCUAGAAAUGGUGAAUGAAACUCAAGCAUUCUUGAGGCGUGUGCUGGAAACACAUAGCAUUAAGCUUGUGGCCCCCGUGGUCGUCUGGCUCACCUUGCAAGAGCCUGUGGACAAUGUGUCAAGAGGUACGGUGAGAAACCACCUGCCUGGGGGCCAGGACCUCUGGGCCAAGAGGGAGCUGAUGCCCAGCCACCCCGCUGUAUUUGGGGAGUGUGAGGGGGAACGCCCACUGAAGGUGUGGCGAGCAAAUGGAACGAGCCCACCAGCGCUGCUCGCCGGAGGACUGAUGGUCUCACUGCAGCCCGUGGACCCGGCAGAGUGGCUCGGAGCAUUAACGAAGUGUGAUGGCAGAGCCCUGCCUUGUCUGAAGAACCAGCUGGCUGUCCUGGCCCUGACGACUCUGGAGGUGAUAGUGAGCCAGCGCCAGAGCAUCCACCGACUUCGGGAAGGACUGCCGGGGCCCCUUGCCAGCGCCACCUCGGACACCGUCACCCGGGCGCAUCUGGACGAUGGGCUGCUGAGUGCCUUGCAGUAUUUCAUCCACUUUGGAUUUUACAAGUUUGGGCUUGAGCUGUGUUUCGUAGCAGCCCUCCACACCGUGGGGCAGCGCAUGGAUUUCUACGCCCUCAUCCACAUCAUCUGGCUGGUUUAUCUGCUGAACCUUCGGCGGAGAAAAGCCAUCGCUGAGGUCUGGCCCAGAUACUGUGGUUUCCUCGUCUGUCUGAUCAUCUUCCAGUAUUUUCUGUGUCUGGGGCUGCCUCCUGCUCUCUGCAAAGAUUACCCGUGGAGAACCACAAGUACAGAAAUACAUUCAAAUCUCAUUAAGUGGUUAUAUCUCCCCGAUUAUGCCAAGAAGCCAGAUGCCAAUCUGUUAUUCCUUGACUUCCUGCUCCUCCUUGCGGCCUCCCUGCAGUGGCAGGUGUUUGUGGAUGAGAACACGGCAUCCAUGAGGCUGCGGGCGGGCGACAACGUGGAGAUAAGCCGUGAGCUCAGGCCGGCCGACCUUGCCCAACUCAGCCCGGUUCUCAACUUCAUCUUCUGCCGCUCCUAUCUGGACAUGGUCAAGGUCGCUGUUUUUCGCUAUCACUUCUGGUUUGUGCUUUGCCUGGUGUUUCUUGCGGGAAUGACACGGAUCCACAUCCUGAAUGUUGGGUACCUGGCGGCCUUUGGAUAUUUCAUGCUGCAAGGGAGCCAUCUCCUCCUGCAGCCGGCAAAGACCAUCCUCCAGCCGUGGGACUGCCUGGUCGCCUACUCGGCGCUGGUGGUUGCUGUGAAGACUUUCCUUUCGGUCGGCGCGUGCGUGUACCUGGAGGCCUUACUCAAAUCACACUGCUGGCUGGUCCACACUUUUGGCCUAUCCUGCACGGUCCCAGGUUACCAGUUAGCCAUCCCCGAGGACGAAGCCUGUGAACCCCCAGAAAAGGAGGCGGGGAUCCUGUGGGACGCCGUGUGUCUCACCUUCCUGCUCAUCCAGCGACGGAUCUUCCUGAGUUAUUACCACCUUUACGUGGUGGCUGAUCUGGAAGCUGCUCAAGCCUUAGCAUCCAGGGGUGCUGAGCUCUUGGCACUGUCCUUGAGGGAGGCGUUGGAGCACAUGCUCCAGGAUGGCAGCUACACCUUCUUUGAGACUGACAGCGAGGAAGAGGAGCCGCAAGAAGGAAGCGAGGCAGAAAUAACAGAUCGUCAGCCAAAGCCCAGAACAGCUUUCCAGCUCGCCUACAAAGCCUGGACUGACGGUGCCGUGUGCGCUCUCCGGAUGAGGAUGGAGGAUGAAUGGGGGAUGGGAAACCCCGAGUGGGAUGAAGAGGGGCUCCGGCGGCGCCACAGUGGAGGAAGCCUGGCCCGGAGGCUCGUCACUGUGGCCCAGUUGUGCGGGGUCCUGGGACAGGUGUUGUUGGACGAUGUCACCGAAGCCCUGCGUGCGCUGGGCGGGGACAGUGCCCGGGUGUCCGGGGCCCUGCGGGUGUUGCGUCACGGCUGGCUGCCCCCGGAGGAGGACGAGCUAGAGCAGUCGGACAGGUUUUACCGGAGCCUGCCUCGCCUGGUGAAGCUAACUUUCGCCUUGCACCAGGCUGCUGUGGCCAAGUCUGAGACUCUGUGCUAUCUCGUGAUCAUUCUCAACCACACGCUCUCGGCCUCCAUCCUCUCCAUGGUUCUCCCCAUCCUGUCUUUCCUGUGGGCCAUGCUUUCUGUCCCCAGGCCCUCCAAACGAUUCUGGAUGGCAGCAAUCUAUUACACAGAGGCUACUGUUGUGGUCAAAUACUUUUCGCAGUUUGGACUCUUUCCAUGGACCACAAAGCGCUACGCUGGCAUCAACAGGGAAAAGCCGUUUUCUCUGCCCAACAUCCUCGGGGUUGAGAAGCGAGACGGCUCUGAGUUGGGCGACCUCGUGCAGCUGCUGGCCCUGUUUUUCCAUCGCUCUACCCUGCAGGGCUUGGGGCUGUGGGAUCAGCCGCCAUGUGACCAGGCUCAUUGCAAGGGGGAGAGAAAGAGCAGGAGGCGGAGAAGAAAUGCCAGUGGAGAGGCUCCAGGCGGUGGGCACCUCCGGAGACGGGCCGACCUGGACCUCUCCUCCCAGGAGCUGCCAUUGUCCCCACCAGCCCCCAAAUGGGCCUUCUGGAGGCGUUGGUGGGCCACGGGACACAGAGGGGGUCCCCAAGACCCAGGAUCCAGGAAGACAUGGAGCCUCCUUAGGAAGCAGUCACUCAGACAAAAGCAACUCAACAGAAUCUUGUUGGAGACGCUGGAGGAAACCAGGAAGCUGGGUGUUAGGAGGUCCCUCCGGAUCUAUCACUCCAUCCGCCGGUUCUUCUCCAACCUCCGCCAGCCCCCGGCAAGCCCUGUGCGCGACGUGUAUACCCUGGCUUUCCUGGUGGAGGUGCUCAACUUGGUCAUCGUCCUUUUUGGCUACUGGGCCUUUGGGAAACACUCGGCCGCUGACCUGGCGGAGUCGCUGUCGGAGGAGACGGUGCCCGGGGCCUUCCUGGUGAUGGUGCUUGUCCAGUUCGGCACGAUGCUGGUGGACCGCGCGCUGUACCUGAGGAAGGCCGUGCUGGGCAAGUGCGCCUUCCAGCUCCUUCUCGUCCUCGGCACUCACCUCUGGCUCUUCUUCAUCCUGCCCGGCGUCACCACGAGGCGGUUUAACCUCAAUCACGUGGCUCAGACCUGGUACCUGGUGAAGUGCAUCUACUUUGGCCUGUCUGCCUACCAGAUCAGGCAUGGCUACCCAAACUGGAUCCUUGGCAACUGCCUGACCAAAAACUUCAGUCUCGUCAACCUCAUCUUGUUCAAAGGGUUCCGUGUAGUACCUUUCCUCCUAGAGCUAAGGGCUGUCAUAGACUGGAUGUGGACUAACACUUCCCUCAGCCUGUCCAACUGGACUUGCCUGGAGGACCUGUACGCCAACAUCUUCAUCAUGAAAUGCCACCAGGAGUCUGAGAAGAAAUACCCCCAGCCUCCUGGGCGGCCGCAGAAGAGGGCCGUGAAGUAUGGGCUCGGAGGCAUCGCCACAUUUGCUUUGGUCUUCCUCAUGUGGUUCCCCCUGGUUUUCAUGUCCCUAGUGAAGACGGUGGGCGGCGUGACCAACCAGCCCCUGCAAGUGUCAGUCAAGAUCGCCAUCAAUGGUUACGAGACCCUGUUCUCCAUGAGCGCUCAGCGGCACAACCUGGUCCCUUUCUCGGACGCAGACUACGACAGGCUGACCCAGCAAUACGCUCUCCAUCCCUCUGCCAUGCAGUUUUUAGCGGACUACAGACCCGAGGACAUCGUUCUCGCCAAGAUCAAAAGUCAUGCCAGCCUGCUGUGGGGCGUCAGCCCCACUGACCGAUCAGCCAUGGUCCAGGAGCUUGCCAACACCACCGCCAUCUGCAUCACCACCUCCUGGGCUGUUCAGAGCUCUGUCCCCCUGCUGCUCAGGGGGUCCCCUCUGACUGGGGUCCUGCGGGAUGUGAUGCAGCUGAGGACAAGGUGGAAACCGAGGCUCGGGGGCCAGCGAGGGGCCGAGGCAGGCAGCCUGGCUUUUCCACUGUCCUUCUGUGUCGAGCACCCACCUGGCGUCUUCCCAGCAGCCCCUGGGCCGAGGGAGCAGGAGGACACCUGCCGGCCUCCUGGGCCUUCCGUGAUGCUCAGCCGUGCAGAGCCACGGCGCCUACCCAGGUGCAAGUCCAGGGCUGGGAAUGUGUCUCUGGUCAAGAAUGUGGAAGCAUCUGGCAAACACAUGGUGUGUUACACAGACGCGGAUAUACGGGACCAACUGGUGUACACACUCAGCCUCAUCCGGAAAGAGCCUGUAAUGCUCCCUGGCCUUAUUCCCAAAGCCCUGAGGACCACAGAGGGGACUGAAGUGAAAAUGGCCCACCGGUUAGAAGUUGCCCACUCCCACAGGCCACGGGACGUGGACCGCCUGGCCUUCUUCCGCAACGCCACCAUCCAGCUGCAGCAGCUGAGGCCGGUGGAGGCCCCCGUGGCCAGCCCAGCAGCUGAGUGGUGGAUGGUCCAGGAGUGGCGGCCAGGCUGUGACCAGAGCCGGGGCUGCAGUCAGGACCUGGAGCUCGUCAUCUUUAAUGACAAAGUCAGCCCCCAGAGCCUGGGCUUCCUGGCAGGAUAUGGCAUUGUCGGGCUCUAUGUGUCGGUGGUGAUGGUUGCAGCCAAGUUCAUCCGAGACCACUUCCUCGGCAUUGCCCGCUCCAUCAUGUAUGACCAGCUACCUGAUGUGGACCGUGUGCUAGGGCUCUGCACAGACAUCUUCCUGGCCCGUGAGCUGGGUGAGCUGCAGCUGGAGCAGGAGCUGUUCGCCAGACUCACCUUCCUAUACCGCUCGCCCGAGACCAUGAUCAAGUGGACGCGCCAGCGCCCACCCACUCCCUGCCUGCCCCCCACCAACCCUGUUGCUGGGGCUCCAGUGGAGCGGCUGGAAGCAGCCAUCGUGUCCUCAAGCCCUUUGGCCUCAGAGAAGUAG